AUAAACGAAAGCUUAAAACGUUAAACUAUAUCUAUCGAUAUUCAAUAGUAUUUCAAGUUGUUUCGUGGUCAUCACUAAAGAUAAAAAGUUUCGCUAAGUUUGCAAAAUUCUGUAGUGCGUUGGUUUUAGUUACAGUUUAUUGGUGUUUUUUAUUCGAAAAUAGUUGUGAAUGUUGUUUGUUUUCGUUGAAUAUUAUAAUGUAGUGUUAUUUUGGUUUGCAUUCUUAGUGCCCGGCGAGUAUAGCUGAAUGUGUUUUUCGCAGUUUUGAUGUCCUUUGUUUAUUUUCAAUAAAAACUGUUUAUAUCUUCCAGUGACUGCAUUGGAAUAAAUAACUCUCUGAUAUUUUAUAAAUGAGCCGUUAAGGAAAUAAAAUUAAAAAUAAAUAAUUUUUAAGUCAUGAUGAAUAUUGAACUGCUCACAUCUAACAAACAUCCAAUAUGCGUGCUGAACGAACUGGAUGUAGAUUACAGUUUCAAAGACCUGAUGGUGUUGGGGCCCCCUCAUAACCGCAUGUUUGGAGUAGAAAUUACUGUGGCGGACAUGACGUUUGAAGGGUGGGGCCACAGCAAGCGAGAGGCACGCGCAGCCGCCGCACGCGCCUGCCUCGCCGCGUUCCUGGCGCGCGCCGGCCGCGUGAUGCCCACAAACGACAAGCCACAGGACUUCACCGCUGACGAAAAUCUCUACUCCGCUUCCGAGUUCCAGAGUAUGGACACGACAACAUCGGAGACUGUCUCCAUACCGGACAUGAGCAAUCAGAUUAAAAACAAACAAGGGAACUCUUCCCCGGCGGUGACGCCGUCCCCGGCGCGGCACUCUUCGGCUCCCACGUGGGCCCCACCUCGCACAAGAGUCCCAUCAACUUGCUGUAUGAGAACUACCCCGGCUCACCUUCACAUGCACCUUCGAGCUGGUUCACCGCUGGAUUCUGCUCAGGCUCCACUCCAACUGGCCCACAGCAUGAGGUUCAAAGUGGUGUGUCAGAUCAAGGAGCAGAAGUUUGAGGGAUACGGCUCGAGCAAGAAGCUGGCGAAGCUGGCGGCGGCGCGCAGCGCGCUCGCCGUGCUCGAGGAGCGCCGCGUCGAGCCCCUCGCGCCGCACCACCCCGCGCGCACCGGCUUCCUGCACCAGACCCUCGCCGACCACAUCGCCAAUAUAAUAAACGAGAAAUUCAGCGAUAUGAUGAAGCUGGACGUCAUGCACUCGAAACGCAAGGCGCUCGCCGGCAUCGUCAUCACGAUCAACAACAACAUGAAAGACGCCAGG
Messenger RNA from Manduca sexta (tobacco hornworm), 1266 nucleotides. RefSeq names its product double-stranded RNA-specific editase Adar-like. Gene Ontology annotation, biological process: RNA processing; adenosine to inosine editing. Gene Ontology annotation, cellular component: nucleolus; cytoplasm. NCBI's taxonomy places the organism in Eukaryota, Metazoa, Arthropoda, Insecta, Lepidoptera, Sphingidae. The record is from RefSeq and is a predicted model, not a curated record. Gene Ontology annotation, molecular function: double-stranded RNA adenosine deaminase activity; double-stranded RNA binding; tRNA-specific adenosine deaminase activity.